Molecule: messenger RNA, 1692 nt
Organism: Menidia menidia (Atlantic silverside)
Lineage: Eukaryota; Metazoa; Chordata; Actinopteri; Atheriniformes; Atherinopsidae
Source: the annotation of a GenBank genome assembly
CUGACUGAUGAGGACCAUCCAGAGAAACAGAACGAGUACUUUUCAGUGACAACUCAAGGCCCUCACCCUGAAGAAGUGCUGACAGAUGUUCCUACUGGGGUUAGCCUUGACCAACCACAGCCGAGUGCUCCAACAGUUCCAAAGAUAUCUGCCACUGAGGCAGCAGCUCCAGCUUCCACUCUUCCAUCUCCUUUGGACACAGUCCAAGGCAUUGAAGCAGAAUCAGAGCGUGAUCCUUUACCAUCCUCAGUGGAUAGUGGCGUAGCCCCUCAGGACAGGAGCGAUUCAAGUGAAGGGUCCAGUGGAGUGACUACAGUGGACCUGCCUGCAGAAAAUUCAAACAUUCAAAUCGACACAAGACCGAGUGGGAACAAAACAGAAGCGGAAUUAACUGAGCCACUGGAAGAGGAGAGUGGGAGUGGGCUUGCUUCCGAGUUUGAUGAUCAUCCAUAUGAAUCCACAGCUGCACCCGCCAUGAGACAAGUCAACACACCACUGAUGACCGCAGUGGACAAGAGCAAAGAGUUAGUGGUUUUCUUUAGCUUGAGGGUCACUAACAUGAUGUUUUCUGAUGACCUGUUCAACAAGAGCUCCCCUGAGUAUAAAUCACUGGAACAUACAUUUCUUGAACUGACACAGCACUCUGGGUCCCAAAACUUGCCAAACACUGGAGCAUCUAGUAAAUCUGGGCCUAGGCGACAGACAACUUUAGCCUCCAUACCGCUUUUGCCAUACUUACAGUCCAAUUUGACUGGAUUUAAGCAGCUGGAGAUUCUAAACUUCAGGAACGGGAGUGUUGUGGUAAACAGCAGGAUGAAACUGGACAAGCCGGUUCCUUAUAACGUUACAGAAGCAGUGCACUGCGUGCUUGAGGACUUCUGCAGCGCAGCAUCUAAACGGCUGGACAUUGAGAUUGACAGUCGCUCACUGGACAUAGAACCAGCUGACCAAGCAGACCCUUGUAAGUUCCUGGCCUGCAAUGAGUUUUCACGCUGCGUGGUAAACAGUUGGACCAAUGAGGCAGAGUGUCUGUGUGAUCCUGGCUACAGCGCCGUGGAUGGAUUGCCUUGCCAGAGCACCUGCACACUGCAGCCAGACUACUGCAUGAAUGGCGGCCUUUGUGAAAUAAUCCCAGGUCAUGGAGUAACCUGCAGAUGCCUUUCAGGCAAGCACUGGCACUACCAUGGGAAACGCUGCAGUGACCUGGUUUCCGUGCCGUUAGAUCCAUCCCUGAUCGUAACCUGCCUCGUGGGAAGUCUCUGCCUUGUUUGUGCCAUCAUUGGAAUUCUGAUAUUCAUCAACAAGAAAUGUGUAAAACCCAGAAAGGCCAUUACUUUGGUGCAUACCUUUGCUCCCUAUGCCUUUGAGAAUACUUUGAGGGAGAACCCAGUAUUUGAGAACGAUGAUGGUGUCUUAACUCAAGUAUCCACAUUGCCAUAUCCUUCGAGCUCAGCCUCUUCCCAAUCCCAACAUUCUGAGCAGGAACAUUUUGCCUCAAUUGAAAAUAUACGUCUGAGUAUUGAGAUCCCCAGACAACUCUACACAACAAGAUCAGAAAAAUUAGUCUCAGAAAUGGUGGAUUUUCAUCACUGCAUACCACACAAUGAGACGUGGCAUCUGCAAAAUGAAUACAGAACCUGUUGUCUUUUAAGGGCGUCAGACAGCGACUGUUUUGAAGUAACAGUUCUAUGA